This is a messenger RNA of Polistes dominula (European paper wasp), 1482 nucleotides long. RefSeq lists its product as uncharacterized. Lineage: Eukaryota; Metazoa; Arthropoda; Insecta; Hymenoptera; Vespidae. The record is from RefSeq and is a predicted model, not a curated record.
AUGCAAGCAGCAGUCAAUGCAGCAAUAUCAAUCUUAGAACCAGCUGGAAGUAUUUUUGGAGUAAUGAACCUCGUGGUUCAACAAGAACUUACUGAAUUUCGACAAGCYGUUGAUCAGCACUUAUUAUGAAGCUUAAAAGUAAUCGACGCGAGCGGUGAACCCACAUCAGGAUUCGUUUAUGGAAAUAAUUAUUGGUUAGGUAGCAAAGAUCAGUGCCAAGAUGCGGGAAAUAGAAAUCCCUUCAUGUUAUCGGAAGACGUAUUACAAAACAAUUCGAAAUAUUGUCAUAUCGAGGAUGAAUUUCCCCCUUUUGAAGUGAAAUUCUUUGUCGCUAAUUUUCGACAUAAUAGCACCUUACAAUAUCACAUUGUAGUACCCGAGGAAGAUUUAAUCAUAUUAGGUAUGUGCUUACCAGCAUCCUGUUCGAAGGACCAACUUUCUAUUCUUCUAGAAGUAUUGUUGAGAAAUAGAAAUCUUUUUAAAGGCGAACUAUAUUCAGCCGACUUUACGUUAGUUAGAGUGAGAGAUUUAAUCGAUGACCAUCGAUGGUUGUUGAGAACGAGAAACGAUGUUCUGAUAUACCAAAAACGAUUAAAGAAACAUUAUAAGUAUAUUCAAAACCAUAAAAAUUCUGAAGCAAUAGAAGACCUAAAAGCGCUAGACGAUAGUAACAAGAAUCAACUAGAAAAAUUAAAAUACUACAGAUUUUUUUGUAAAAUAUUUCUUGCUUUUUCCGUAUAUUCAAACACGAAAAAAAUAUUUAGAAUGGAGUCAGACAAUACUAAUGUACCGUUUAUACACGGAUUAAGAACUUUUACAAUGAUAUGGAUUAUAAUCAUACAUAUCUUUUAUUAUUCGAGGGAUUAUUAUGACCAUAAACCGAGUUUUACAAGAAGUUCGGAGGGUUUGAUCGGACAACUGAUAUUCAAUGGGACCCUUGCAGUUGAUACAUAUUUAUGUUUUGGUGGUUUUCUCGUCGCUUACUUGUAUUUAAAGAAAGAAAUGGAUUUAAAAAUAAUUAAAUUAUAUUUUUUCACUCUCUUAAAAAGGUUUAUAAAAAUAGGACCAUAUUUCGUUGGUGUGAUCACAGCAUAUAUUGUUGUUAAAUUAAACAAUAAAUUACAUUGGAAUAAGAGAACAAUAUUACUGUUUUGGAUACUCAGCAGUUUAUGUAAUUUAUUAGCACUGUUUGGAUUAUAUUGGAAUAGAAUAUCAGGUUUAACUGCUGCUGUUUAUGCUGUUUUCAAUCGAACAGUAUGGGCAAUUGGUAUAGCAUGGAUAAUUAUAGCAUGCUCUACAAACAAUGGAGGUACAAUGAAUCGUAUUCUUUCGUGGAAAUCUUGGAUACCACUUAGUAGAUUGACUUAUGCAGCUUAUCUUUUAAAUCCAAUUCUUAUAAUUUAUUUUAACCUUUUACGUAAAACUUCUUUGUAUUAUGAUGCUCUAGCAAUCACAAUUUCUGGCUUAGGAUACCUUUAUUGA